AGCUCGCACUGUUUUGGGGGGUAAUCGAAGCCACCGCAGGCCAUGCAGCCGUACAGAGUGACGCUGACGCUCCCCCCUGCGUUCCUCAUCGAUGCCGUCACCGCCACAAUGGAGGGCUCCCCGCCCUCCUGGCUCGUCAGCCUCGCAUUCACUGUGGGCACUGCCGGUCAGUCGCGCAAACGACAGAUCUAUCCAUCGUCCACACAGGACGUUGACAUCCUUGCUGUGUCUGUGUGUGCGCGUGUGCAGGUGCCUUGAUUGGAGGUCUUGCCUUGUGGAGUGCGGCAAGGAGGAGGGCUGCGCGCGCGGCUGAGCUGAAGGAGAGCAACAGCAGGGUCAUCCUGCAUCACUUCGGGCGUGGGACGUCGCCGCCGUGUGUCUCGUCUUCUCCGCCAUGCCUCAAACUGGAGGCCUUCUGCAGACUCGCGCAAGUGAGAAUGGUGCACCCACCAAGAUCAAGCCAACACAUGCGCUUGUGUGUGUGUGUGUGUGUGUGUGUGUGUGUGAGUUGUGCAGAUACCGUACAGAAUCGAGACGAGGGGCGGCCCAUCGGCGAAGGUGAGUCAUCACAGCUGAGACGAGUCGACUGGCGGCGUUGAUCGAUCUGUCUGCCGCUUGCCCAUGUGCGCGUGUGCAGGGAAAGUGGCCCUGGAUGACAUGGCGCGGGGAAACCAUCGCUGACUCCGGUCAGCGAGCAGGACCGAACAUACACACACACGCCCGCCCGCCUCCCUCGCUUCUGAUCUGAUUCCUUUCCGUUUGGUGUUUGUCAGCCUUCUGCAUCGAGCGGCUGACGAAGGACCUCGGCGUCAGGCUGGAUGAGGGCCUUUCUCUCGAGCAGCAGGCGGCCGCAUACGCCAUCAGAAAGAUGGUCGAGGAGAGCACCUACUGGUCAGCAGGAAUCACACACUCACACCCACACCCACACCCACACCCACUCUCUGUCUGUCUGUCCCUCUCUCUCUCAGGACGGUUGCCUAUGCGCGGUGGGUGGAGCACUUCGGUGUUUGCCGUAAGCAGGUCCUUCUCGAGUCGUCGGUCUUCAUGGGUGGCGACCUGCCCUACUCCGUAUGGCGGCCGCUGCAUGGUCUGCUCAUGCGCAUGGCCCAGCCCGCCAUCAAGAAGGCCCUACACGCACAGGUGGGUGGGGGAGGGAGGGAGGGAAGAAGAUUGAGUCACUUCCAUCCAUCCACCGAUUGCAUGUCGUCUGUCUGUGUGUGUGUUGACAGGGGUUUGGUCGGUUCGAUCGCCAGGAGCGCCAGCACAUCAUUGAGCAGGACCUCCUGGCGCUGGCCAACUACCUAGGUGAGUGAGCGGACCACGCUAGCUACACCCUCACACACAGACAUGGUCAGCUACGUGAAUCUGUCAAUUGCUUGCUGGCCGGUUGAUUGCAGGGGGCAAGCCCUUCAUGAUGGGCGACAAGCCGACAACGGUCGACGCGUGUGUGUUUGGAGAGCUGGCCCUCUGCGUGUGGCAACUGCCAGGCUCACACCACGAGCACCUGCUCACCAAAGACAAACGGUACGCACAGAGACACAUCCACCCAGCGCAGCGCACAGCAAGCCUUCUCAUGACUUGACAAGGAAGGACACAUAACUGCCCUCCUCUGUGUGUUCAUCAGGUUUGAGGCGCUGUAUCACUACACUUUGCGGCUGAAGAACUUACUCUUUCCCGAGUGCUGGCCCAGGCCGCCCAAGACAUACGACCCGCCAACGUGAUAAAUGUAUGGGCGGAUGCUUGUGUGCAUCUAGAGUGUGAGGCAGAGCUGAGCAGCUCGCCGUGUGUCGGGUGGGUGUCUAUGUGGGCGGCUGUCUGUCUGUCUGUCUGUGGACGGCGCGUGCGAUGAAUGGAAUGAGAUGACUGACUACUGUAGCGACCAGCAAAUGUUGUAAUCUGUCUGUCUGUCUGUCUGUGUGUCCGUCUGUCUCCCUGAGUACAUGUAUGUAUUUGUGAAGACCCAUCCAAUUACACACGGGGGGCUGGACUGACACAAUUUCUGGAAGACUGACUGACUGGGUUUUUUGCUUGCUUGGACUGUUGGUACUUUUAUUGCACACUAAGUGGCUUUUGCAUGAGGACAGCACGAUAGAUGGCAAAUCUCGC
This is a messenger RNA of Vitrella brassicaformis, 2106 nucleotides long. NCBI's taxonomy places the organism in Eukaryota, Vitrellaceae. The record is from the annotation of a GenBank genome assembly.